This is a messenger RNA of Trichosporon asahii var. asahii CBS 2479, 1299 nucleotides long. Its product is annotated as signal transduction-related protein. Gene Ontology annotation, cellular component: cytosol. Gene Ontology annotation, biological process: TOR signaling. Lineage: Eukaryota; Fungi; Basidiomycota; Tremellomycetes; Trichosporonales; Trichosporonaceae. The record is from RefSeq and is a predicted model, not a curated record. The transcript has 4 exons. The coding region runs from base 1 to 1299 and encodes 432 amino acids.
AUGUCCGAGCCGACACGCUUCCCCGGCGCUCCGCCGACAAGAGCACCAGGUGCACCUCCGCCGACAGGCUUCCCUGGCUCUUCUGCUACCGGCUUUCCCGGCGCGACUGGCUUUCCGGGGACGAUGACUGGACAUCCGGCAGCUACAGGACGCGCCGGUGCUACAGGCAUUCCGGGAGCAGCAGGACACCCUGGUAUGACGACAGGCAUGCCCCCAGCAGCCGCCAGUCUGCCGCCCCGCCAGGCCAUUGGGCCGAAGUAUCAGCUGGAAGAGGGGAAGCACAUCCGCCGGCUGCGAAUCGGCGACUGGGAAGUACGCAGUACGAAGAAGCCGAUUCUGAACGGCAAGGAGAUUGAUGCACUCGAGAAGGAGCUCCGUCUCCCGCUCCCCGAGAUGACGUUUGGGCACAACUCCCUCGUCCUGCAGCAUCCCCUCGUCACUUUGUCCUUUGAUACGCUGGGCGCGCUGCGUGCAGUUCCAGUAGGCGAGGGAUGGGAGGAGAGAUGUGGCGGCGGCGUGCUCGUCUCCAUGGCCGACGCUUGGAAGAAUAGGAAGGUCGAGGACGUGGCUGCGAAGCCGGUGCGGCCGCACGACUGGACGUUCAGUACUUGCUUCAACGGGUCUACGUCUUCAUCUUCUGAACCUACAGCCGAUGCUAGCCGGCUGACCGCCCAGCAAUUCACCCCCUCUGACACCCACGCGAUCCCGCUCCAACUCCUAGCCCGCCAGGACCCAGUCCUGGACCGGAUCCUGUUCUACGACGACGUGCCACUGUACGAAGACGAGCUGCACGACCACGGCGGCUCCGAGCUCAACGUGCGCGUGAGGGUAAUGCCGCACGCGUUCUUCGUCCUCGCGCGGCUGUUCGUGCGCGUCGACGCGGUCGUGUUUCGUAUCUUUGACACGCGGGUGUUCCACUCGUUCGGGAGCAACGAGGUCGUCAGGGAGAGUAGCGGGAUGGAGGCGCCGUACGAGACUGUCAAGAGCUAUCUCGAGAAUCCCGAGGACCUCUCGCCAUUGACAGACGCCAACUUUGUCUCGGCUACGCUGAAGAAGAUCCAGGACGGCGUACCUCCCCCGAUGCGCGCGAGGAGGGCUGCGCCGGCACCGUCUGGAAGGGCUACCGUGCCGGGACGCGUGACCGCCAACCCUCCCAGUGCUUCACCGACGCCUACGCCGCAGGUCCAGGCGCAGGUCCAGGCGCAGGUGCAGGGCAAGCCGUGGCCCGGAUUAGGCAAGCGCGUGGACGUGCUCCACCUGACGGAUAUCGAGCAGGGCGUGCGCGACCUGAGCAUCUAG